CGUUUUCCACGGAAGGAAGGUGACCGUGCAGGGCUAGCCCAUCAGGGCAGAAUGAAGGACUGUUGGUCACAGUGUUUGAAGUCGGAUUUGGGGCAAAUAGGGAGCGGAAGAAAAUGUUAGGGCCAGUAAACUGGGAAUAAAAUGUUGUUCGUGGGCUUCAGAGCAGAGCUGCGGGGCCUGACAGGGAGGUGAUGGGUGACCUGGGACGUCAAGAGCAGUGAGAGAGACCUGGGGCCCGGUGUGGCCGCCAGAUUGAGGACCCGGACUGGGGUUGAGGGCCGCAAGAAAAUACUAUGUGGCCUCAGCAGCUAGAAAAGGAAGUUGGGGGUAGGCCGCAGGGAGGGGUGAGGAGGAGGCCUGAUGUCGGGGACCCCCGGCUGCUGCAGAGUUGGGGCGCGUUUAUGUUCUUGGAGGCGUCUGUUUGUAGAGGCGGUGGGGGCGGGGGGACCCAAAGGCAUCGUGCUUCUCUCUGGCCUGGGUUUGAGAAGGACCACGAAGGGGCCGGUGGCCAAGGCUGGCAUCGACCGCCCCGGCCCACAGGUGCCAUUGACGGUGGGAUCGGGCAGGCGCUGCCCCACCGCUCACACUCUGUCUCCGCUGUCCAGCAUGGCACCUUGGGCAGUGGCCGCUCCUCGGACAAGGGACCAUCCUGGUCCAGCCGCUCCCUGGGUGCCCGCUGCCGGAACUCUAUCGCCUCCUGUCCCGAGGAGCAGCCCCACGUGGGCAACUACCGCCUGCUGAGGACCAUCGGGAAGGGCAACUUCGCCAAAGUCAAGCUGGCCCGGCACAUCCUCACUGGCCGAGAGGUCGCCAUCAAGAUCAUCGACAAAACCCAGCUGAACCCCAGCAGCCUGCAGAAACUGUUCCGGGAAGUCCGCAUCAUGAAGGGCCUAAACCACCCCAACAUCGUGAAGCUCUUCGAGGUGAUCGAGACGGAGAAAACUCUGUACUUGGUGAUGGAAUACGCAAGUGCCGGAGAAGUGUUUGACUACCUCGUGUCACACGGCCGCAUGAAGGAGAAGGAAGCUCGAGCCAAGUUCCGACAGAUCGUGUCGGCUGUGCACUACUGUCACCAGAAAAACAUUGUACACAGGGACCUGAAGGCCGAGAACCUCUUGCUGGAUGCCGAGGCCAACAUCAAGAUCGCCGACUUUGGCUUCAGCAACGAGUUUACCCUGGGCUCAAAGCUGGACACAUUCUGUGGGAGCCCCCCGUAUGCCGCCCCGGAGCUGUUCCAGGGCAAGAAGUACGACGGGCCAGAGGUGGACAUCUGGAGCCUCGGUGUCAUCCUGUACACCCUCGUCAGCGGCUCCCUGCCCUUCGACGGGCACAACCUCAAGGAGCUGCGGGAGCGAGUCCUCAGAGGGAAGUACCGGGUCCCUUUCUACAUGUCAACAGACUGUGAGAGCAUCCUGCGGAGAUUUUUGGUGCUGAACCCAGCUAAACGCUGUACUCUCGAGCAAAUCAUGAAAGACAAGUGGAUCAACAUUGGCUAUGAGGGUGAGGAGUUGAAGCCAUACACGGAGCCCGAGGAAGACUUCGGGGACACCAAGCGAAUCGAGGUGAUGGUGGGUAUGGGCUACACGCGGGAAGAAAUCAAAGAGGCCUUGACCAGCCAGAAGUACAACGAAGUGACCGCCACCUACCUCCUGCUGGGCAGGAAGACUGAGGAGGGUGGGGACCGGGGCACCCCGGGGCUGGCCCUUGCACGGGUGCGGGCGCCCAGCGACACCACCAAUGGAGCGAGCUCCAGCAAAGGCACCAGCCACAGCAAAGGGCAGCGGACCUCCUCGUCCACCUACCACCGCCAGCGCAGGCAUAGCGACUUCUGUGGCCCCUCCCCCGCACCCCUGCACCCCAAGCGCAGCCCAACCAGCACGGGGGAGACGGAGCUGAAGGAGGAGCGCCUACCAGGCCGGAAGGCGAGCUGCAGCGCUGCCGGAAGCGGGAGCCGGGGGCUGCCCCCCUCCAGCCCCAUGGUCAGCAGCGCCCACAACCCCAACAAGGCAGAGAUCCCAGAGCGGCGGAAGGACAGCACGAGCACCCCGAACAGCCUCCCUCCCAGCAUGAUGACCCGAAGAAACACCUACGUUUGCACAGAACGCCCUGGGGCUGAGCGCCCGUCCCUGUUGCCAAAUGGCAAAGAGAACAGCUCGGGUACCCCACGGGUGCCCCCCGCCUCUCCCUCUAGUCACAGCCUGGCUCCCCCAUCGGGGGAGCGGAGCCGCCUGGCACGCGGUUCCACCAUCCGCAGCACCUUCCACGGUGGCCAGGUCCGGGACCGGAGGGCAGGGGGCGGGGGAGGCGGGGGUGUGCAGAAUGGACCCCCCGCCUCUCCCACAUUGGCCCAUGAGGCCACACCCCUGCCCACUGGGCGGCCCCGCCCCACCACCAACCUCUUCACCAAGCUGACCUCCAAACUGACCCGAAGGGUCACAGACGAACCUGAGAGAAUCGGGGGACCUGAGGUCACAAGUUGCCAUCUACCUUGGGAUCAAACGGAAACCGCCCCCCGGCUACUCCGAUUCCCCUGGAGUGUGAAGCUGACCAGCUCACGCCCGCCCGAGGCCCUGAUGGCGGCUCUGCGCCAGGCCACCGCGGCCGCCCGCUGUCGCUGCCGCCAGCCACAGCCGUUCCUGCUGGCCUGCCUGCACGGGGGUGCGGGCGGGCCCGAGCCCCUGUCCCACUUCGAAGUGGAGGUCUGCCAGCUGCCCCGGCCGGGCCUGCGGGGAGUUCUCUUCCGCCGCGUGGCGGGCACCGCCCUGGCCUUCCGCGCCCUCGUCACCCGCAUCUCCAACGACCUCGAGCUCUGAGCCGCCGCGGGCCCGGGUCCCCUCUUCUUCCUCUCCCUCGUCCCCUUCGCCUCUGCGGCAGGGAGAGGGGGCAGGGAGGGGAGUCUCCCUCCGUCAUCACCUCAGCUCCCGUGAAUCCGACGUGGGGACAGAGAGUGUCCCCUGCGCUGUUGUCCGGGGCCGCUGGGCAGGAGAGAAAAGCUUGGGGGCAGAGCAGGGGGAGCUGGCACCUUCCUCGAGCCUCCAGCCGGUCCUGCCCCCGCCCCCCCAUCACCCCAACGUGGGGCACCUGAGGAGACUCUGGGGGCAGGGCAGGCGCAGAAAGGGAAACCGAGGAAACUUCCAUUCCCACCCCCUUUCCCCCAACAGCUCAAGAAUUAGGCCUUGGGCGGGGGCCGGAAGGGUUGCUGAGCCUAAAGACUGUAGAAGAGGGGAGGGGGGCUGGGAGUGGGGGUCAGAGAAGCAGAUUCCUUCCCCCCCCCCCCCCCCCCCCCCCACUCCCGGCCCCCCCCCCCCCUUCCUGCCCCAGGCUGGCGCGGGGCACUUUGUACAAAUCCUUGUAAAUACCCCCCACACCCUCCCCUCUGCAGAGAUCUCUCGAGGAGCUGCCGGUUUUUAAGUUAUUACACCCCCACCCUCCUCCUGUCAGCCCCCUCACCCGCAGCCUGUCGCCCAAUAAACUUAGGAGAGUCCCCCCUUCCCCACGCGGACCCCGGGCUUUUCCUUCCCUGCCCUCACCUGCGGCUGAGAUGAGGAGGUGCGUGACUUUGGGCCAAGUGGUUCCUCCUCUCUGAGCCUCGGUUUUCUCAUCUGCAGAAUGGGAGUAGUGGGGGGGGGGGUGAGGGUCAAGGAUGAUUGUGGACGAGGGCAGGACAGAACUCAGCCUCAUCCAGGAGGCCCCCGGUUCCUAUAUCGGUCCCCCAUUCAUCCACUCACGUGCCCACCCACAUGUUAUACCGGACUCUAAGCCACUUCUUAACUCCAGUAGUACAUUUAUUCAAUAAACAGUCAUUGACCUGUG
This is a messenger RNA of Panthera uncia (snow leopard), 3813 nucleotides long. RefSeq names its product microtubule affinity regulating kinase 4 (gene MARK4). Gene Ontology annotation, biological process: microtubule cytoskeleton organization; protein phosphorylation; intracellular signal transduction. Gene Ontology annotation, cellular component: cytoplasm. Bases 294 to 2813 code for a protein of 839 amino acids. Lineage: Eukaryota; Metazoa; Chordata; Mammalia; Carnivora; Felidae. Gene Ontology annotation, molecular function: ATP binding; tau-protein kinase activity; protein serine/threonine kinase activity. The record is from RefSeq and is a predicted model, not a curated record. The transcript is spliced from 16 exons.